AGCAAAUAACAGUUUAUUAUGAUUUCCUGAAAUUUCAGUCUCCCAGGAAUAGAAACUUGAACUUGGAGUUGGUGUUUGUGCGCUGUGGUAGCCGUGUGCAGCAGCAGCGAGAAAUGAAUAUGAGAGAGGAAAAUGAGCGCACGGGAUGCAGCAGUAUGAGCAGCAUGAAGAGGAUGCUGAAGUGUGUGGUGGUUGGAGACGGCGCAGUUGGCAAAACCUGCCUGUUGAUGAGUUAUGCCAAUGAUGCUUUCCCUGAGCAAUACGUUCCCACUGUAUUUGACCACUAUGCAGUAACAGUAAACGUUGGAGGGAAGCAGUAUCUCCUGGGACUCUAUGACACUGCAGGACAGGAAGACUACGAUCAACUUCGACCACUGUCGUAUCCCAACACGGACGUGUUCUUAAUCUGUUUCUCUGUUGUCAACCCUGCUUCUUAUCAAAAUGUCCAGGAGGAAUGGGUUUCAGAGCUAAGGGCCUGUAUGCCACAUGUUCCAUAUGUCCUCAUAGGAACACAGAUUGAUCUGCGCGAUGACCCUAUAACUUUGGCUCGACUUCUCCAUAUGAAAGAGAAACCAAUCACCCAAGAACAGGGAAUGAAGCUUUCAAAAAUGAUCGGAGCUCAGUGUUACCUGGAGUGUUCCGCCUUGACUCAAAAGGGCCUAAAGAACGUUUUUGAUGAAGCAAUCCUUACGGUGUUCCACCCAAAGAAGAAGAAGAAGAGGCGUUGUGUUAAAUGUCGCAACUCCUGCACAAUAGUAUAAGGUCAUCGUCUACGGGAUAACUGGUGCUACUGUACAUAAAUGGGAGCAAAGACUCGAAACUCCAGCAUCACAAGUUGGAAACUUGGCUUUGUCUGUGAUGAACCAAUCAUAAUGGAGUAUAUGAGCAGUGCAUAUUCCUUAGCCCCGUGGUUAGGACCUGGGACGAUGCCAAGAUGUUUAUUGCUGUCUCUCUCUCACACACUGUGAUAUAUUUCACUGAGCUGAGAUAAAACACAAUAUGUGCCUUUUUACUUUUAUAAUGUUCUUAUGACGUGUGGGGAAUGGGAUUGUAUAACCAUUGUAGUGCAUUUAUAUAAAGUCUGUCCUGAAGCCCUUGAGACUGAUUGCAAUUCCAUGCAUGUGCAAAGCCAUUGCAGAAUGGGGUUCCCUAGUCUCCUUUGUUCUUGGUUAUUUACCAAUGCUUCUUGUACAACCCAGAGCUGAGAAUGAGGGAGGUACCACCCCACUGUUACUGGCAGGGCAUUCAAACUAGAGACCACACAAUGCAUCGUUGUAUGUAACUAAAUGGUACUGCCCACUGCUGUUUGUCUUUAUUGGGCAAUAAUCUUCUAAACACUAACAAACUAAAGAGAAAUGUUGACAUGACACAAACUACACUACAGCAAGCACUCAGAACACUAUAUUUCACUUGAGCAGUUGUAUCAUUCUGUGAUCUCCAUGUUCUCUUAUUUUAGCUCCAUGUUUUGUGAGAAGCUGCGCCACCACUCACCUAGCAAUUUAGUACAAAUCCUUGUAAUAUUUUUGUAUAUUCAGUCCUGAAAGACUUUUUAUUCUCAAAGCUGGACCAGAAUGUUGAAUAUUAAAUUAUGUUAUUCAUUUGAUGUUUGAAGGUCCGGUGGUGGUCCGUUUAAGCCAUGUCCCCUUGUUCAUAUUAACAGGCAUUUAUUCAUUUACAUGUCUCACGUGGGGUCAGACUGGCCUACCAGAGGAUCUCCUGGUGAACCCCAGUCUAGGACACUUCCCAUCAGCCCCUUCAUAAUUCCACCAUGGGCCAAUACAACACCUGAAACAUUUAUCAAACUGUUCUUGGGCCCUAAAUGCCAGAUUCUCUGGUGGGUCCAAUGAGGGCCAGUCUGAUACUGCUUUCAUGUUACGACACAUCACAGAAGCUCCGCUCAUCUUUUUUUACAGUACUGGAAAAUACAGUUGAUAUUUUGCUUUUUUUUUUUGCCAUUUUUUAUACAAUCUGUCAAUUACGUCUCAUGAUGGCAGUAUAUGCUAUGCAACCCUUUACAGCUAACAUUGCCAUUUCAUGUGUUUUUUUAAUACACAUGACAAAAAAUGUGCGUAGUAUUUAGAAGGGGUAUAGGGUAGAAAUAUGUGAAUAAGAAAAGGGAAAGUUUCAGUGGGAUUGUAUUAUACUGUUGAUGAGCCAGUAUAAAGCACAGCUAUUAUAGACCUGAAUUCUCAGAAGGAAAUCAUUUAAAUCUAUAUUAAGCCAAAAUUAUUGUUUGUUUUAUAAAUGAAAUACACGCUGACAGCCAAUGGAAAAUAUUCCCCAUGGGAUUUAAAUCCAGACAGACAGAAAAAGUAAGUGUUCCCUAUUGUAGUCAGUUUCCAGCUGACAAUUGCUUUUUAUAAAAAUAAAACUCUGCACAAACCUAAGUGAAUUUUAUAUGGUGGAAAGAUGUUUUAAAUAAAACUUAAAGGGGGUUUUCAUCUUUAAAUUAACUCAUAGUAUGACGUAGAGAGGGAUAUUCUGAGACAGUUUACAAUUGGUUUUCAUUUUUUAUUAUUUGUGGUUUUUGAGGUAUUUAGCUUUUUAUUCAGCAACUUUCCUGUUUUCGAUUUCAGCAGGGUCCACAUUUCCCUAGCAACCCCCUUAUUGAUUUGAAUGAGAGACUGGAAUAUGAAUAGGAGAGGGCUUGAAUAGAAAGAUGAGGAAUAAAAAGUAGCAAUAACAAUACAUUUGUAGCUUUACAGAGCAUUUGCUUUUUGAUGACC
Xenopus laevis (African clawed frog) is the source of this 2726-nucleotide messenger RNA. RefSeq names its product ras homolog family member J L homeolog (gene rhoj.L). Gene Ontology annotation, molecular function: GTPase activity; GTP binding; G protein activity. Gene Ontology annotation, cellular component: plasma membrane. NCBI's taxonomy places the organism in Eukaryota, Metazoa, Chordata, Amphibia, Anura, Pipidae. Gene Ontology annotation, biological process: actin cytoskeleton organization. The record is from RefSeq and is marked provisional.